AUGGACUGUAACUGUGUCAGUGAUUUGCUCCUCACUCCUCCCGUGCCGGCUCUCUGGACCCCAGGUAUAGCCUUCCCAGACUGGGCGUACAAGCCUGAGUCGAGCCCGGGCUCCCGGCAGAUCCAGCUGUGGCACUUCAUCCUGGAGCUGCUGCAGAAGGAAGAGUAUCAGAACGUGAUCGCCUGGCAGGGGGACUACGGGGAGUUCGUCAUCAAGGACCCGGACGAGGUGGCGCGGCUCUGGGGCUUAAGGAAGUGCAAACCUCACAUGAACUACGACAAGCUCAGCCGUGCGCUCAGGUAUUACUACAACAAGAGGAUCUUGCACAAGACCAAAGGGAAGCGCUUCACCUACAAAUUCAACUUCAGUAAAGUGGUGCUGGUGAACUACCCGCUUCUCGAGAUGGCCAACUCCCCCUUUCUCUUGGCCCAGAACCACUUCAACUCGCCCGGCCAGGACUGCGCGCCUGUCACGCCGGAGUCUCUCCAGUCUCUCUUCCCCCGGCUCCCGGAAUCGAGCAGCAGGGAACUCCGCAACACCCUGUUCGAGCGAACUCUCCCGGGAUCAGACGCCGACAAACUGCGGCUGGACUCGGCGUUCCCGUUCCUGGGAUCAGCUGGGCCCUGCUACUCCAAACCUCCUGGCCUCGUCUCCCCUUACGGACGCACCCCGCCUUUCUCCGAGUACCCCUGGAACUUUAACCCCUACCUUCCCGCCGCCUUCUCCCUCAACAACCCCAAACUACCCCCCGGCUCCCUCUACCCCCCUCACUUCUACCCCAGCCCCCUCCACAGCUCUCUCUCCCAGCUACCCAGCCCCUUCUCCUCUCUCCUCCCCAGCUCAGACAGCUUGGAGAGAGCAGGGGCAGGGGGAGGAGGAGGAGGGACCCAGGGCAGUGUUGGGGUAGGUGGGCUAGCCAGGCUGUGUUUGCCUUCCUACCCAGCGGGGCUAGUCCUGGGCCGAGGGGCCGAGACGGGGGAGCGGGAGGCUCCUGUGGCCCCUGGGGGACGAGUAGAGAGCCCAGGAGCCCGGGGAGUGAAGGAGGCCCCCGGCUCAGAUUCCGAUCUGGAGAUUACAGAUCUUAGCGAGUGCAGCUCGGAGGGGGAGGCUUGUGAUUUCAGGGUGGAACCCAGGCUGACCCUCCCCAGCGCUGGCCGCGCCCCCCAGGGAAAGGGAGGGGUGUCUCCGGCCCUCAUGCAAGCGCACAAACUGCCAGGACCCGUCACUGACCACCCAACGUCGGCCAAGCUGAGCGCGGACCCCCUGGCUGUUACCAUUGCCAGCAGAGAGCCGACUGCCACCAGGACUUAG
Polyodon spathula (Mississippi paddlefish) is the source of this 1311-nucleotide messenger RNA. It is a transcript of the gene erfl1, whose product is annotated as Ets2 repressor factor like 1. Lineage: Eukaryota; Metazoa; Chordata; Actinopteri; Acipenseriformes; Polyodontidae. The coding region runs from base 1 to 1311 and encodes 436 amino acids. Gene Ontology annotation, biological process: regulation of transcription by RNA polymerase II; cell differentiation. The transcript is spliced from 5 exons. The record is from RefSeq and is a predicted model, not a curated record. Gene Ontology annotation, cellular component: nucleus. Gene Ontology annotation, molecular function: DNA-binding transcription factor activity, RNA polymerase II-specific; sequence-specific DNA binding.